Molecule: messenger RNA, 1026 nt
Organism: Cutaneotrichosporon cavernicola
Lineage: Eukaryota; Fungi; Basidiomycota; Tremellomycetes; Trichosporonales; Trichosporonaceae
Exons: 3
Coding region: 1-1026 (341 amino acids)
Source: RefSeq, a predicted model, not a curated record
AUGUCCACCGCUGCUGUCGCCAACGACGACGACGACGACUGCUACGAGCCCUUGUCGUUCCCGCGCACCGACUGGCCAGCCACCUACUAUUACCCCCGCAUGGCCGAACUGAGUCGGGAGCGGCGGACUCGCUACGCCGCGCGACAGGCGAGCGGCAGGUUCGCCGCUGUGCUCGCCGGCGAUCAGCCACUCGACAGUGUCGACAUGAACGACUUUGACAUGGCGAUCGUCGACGUCGUGCUCGAGCUCAACGACCAGUUCCGCGACGACUGGAUGUGCGAGUCGACCAAGACUGUCGCCAAGUGGCACGCGUGUCUGCGCGAGCUGACCGCCGAGGCUAUCGAAAAGGCACAGGAGCGGCUCGCACAGCUGUCCGACGUGCCGGCGGCAUUCGACGCGUGGUGCGCGCCCGAGCACGCCGCUCAGCUCACAGACCUCGUGAUCGCGUUUUUCGACCAGAUGUGGAGGGGGGGUCUCGACUCGAAAGAGUUUUACCCCGCAGAUCACCGCGCACCGUGGAGCAACGACCUCGAGCUGCUCGUCGCGCGGUACUACCCCAAGGCGUCGGUGGAGCAUCCGAUCAAGUGGAGCGGCACAGAGUAUGAGCCCACGGCUGGCACGGUCGAGAUUGUCGAGUUGGAGUGGGACGGCACGCAAGUCACAACGCGCAGGACCGGCGCUCCCAUUCCGGUGGAAGACGUCGACGCGUACGCCGCGCGCGUCAAAGCCGUGCAAGCCGCACAAGCCGCGGAUGCCGCGGAUGCCGCGGAACCUGCCUCGUGCGACGGCUCGCUACCUAGUCAGAGCGCGUCUGAAUCCGACAGCACAAACUCGCUGCCGCAGUCGGUCACGUCGGGCUCGCCGAGCAGCGACACGGCGGCGGCGGGCGUCAACGGCACCGUGCCGCGACGGCCAGAGAUCGUGCGCAUGGCGGACCUCGACCAGCCGCUCCACAACUCUGACAAGCGUCUCGCAGCUCUGCACCUCGCGCCGGCCGGGCCGCCUGCCGACCGUACCCCUUUGUAA